UAUUAUUAUUACUCAGAUAGCAUUUGUUAGAUUCUCUAGGUGCCAGAGCUGUGGCAGAGUUGUUUGUAAAAAUGAAUGAAAGUUUAGCCCCUAUCCUUGGAGAAAUCACAAUCCAACAAGGCAAUGGGCAUUUGAUCUAUUAAUAUAAUACAAAGGUCUAAGAGAGGUACAUGUGAUACAGCUACUUCAGGCCAAGUUUUUACUCCAGACCUCAUGAGUGACGUCAUCAAGAUAAUCCAAUUCUGCUGUCUUAAUGGAAUGUAUAUGAAAAAAAUAGAGAAGAACACGGAUUUCAUUUUCUCAUUAGCUUGAUUCUUAUCCCAGAAAGGGACUAACAGCUGGCAUAGAGAUUCAUUUAGCCUCAUUUCACACAGAUUAUGAGUACUUGGAGCAGGACAUAUUUUUGUAUGACAAUGAGUUCUAGCACUAACAAGAUUUUUAAAGUAAUUGAAUAAUUAUAUUUAUUUAUGAAUCUGGGAGUCACAACCUUUUAUCCUCACUCUCAUUGUUUCAGCUGAGCCAAUACAAGCAUGAGAAUUUUAGAAUAAACUUUUAUUUUUCUCAAGGAGCAGACCAAAGAAAAAGUUUAAAUGUUUUAAAAGUUGAUUUUCCCAACUGAUUUUUCUUCUUAAAAAGUGAUACUAUCUCACAGGUAGUAUUCAUUCUACUUGCUCAAAAAGGCAACAAUUUUAUGUAGCUUUUUUUGUUAGAACCUGCCUCAGUCUUUGAUAGCAAUCUUUUGUUAGACAAUUCUCGUUACACAAUAACACCCCUUUGUUCCACUGUCCAUUAGCUACUUACUGACCACACCAGAGAAGAGACAGGAAGCAAUGCCUCUUAUUUGAGUUCCAUUUAACACUUCAAGAUCAAAUGACAGAUUUGGAACAAACACAAAAACACAACCAAUUACACAGUUAAAUCUGCAAUCACUUUGAGAUAGAAAUUGCAUCAUGGAAAUAGUUAACUGAAAGACAGACAAUUAAGACUUGUGUGGCGAUUAAAGGUAGAAACCUGUUCUGUAAUUAUGACUUCAUAUUAGUUUUAAUAUUUUUUCAACAUGUCUUUAAAAUCAUUUUGCUAAUGAAAAUUGGUAUAGCCACUAUGUAGUAGGCAAGUGACAUGAAGGGGAAUUGAUCCAGAAUUACAGCCCUACCCCUAUGCUCACUCAUGAACCAAGUGUGUAAAUUGCUUUUUGCCACUAUCCCGUAUUCCCCGCACCCACCCCUUGCAACAUUAAACUGCCAAACACCACCCAGGAACGGAUUUCCUAUUUCAUCAUUUAAACCCAUUAUCUUGUCCCCUUACUAUCUUGCCAAACUGGUUUCCCUCCACUUACAUUUUUGAGACAUGAUGUGGCAAGAUAACAAGUCUAGACUCUAUAAGUAGACAGUUGGGUCUUCAAGUUGAAGCAGAGGACCAAAAGCCAAUGGUCCUCUUUGUUUGUUUUUCAGUGUACUGCCUAAACUCCUCGUAAUCCCAAAGAGAUCCUCUAACUGCAGAGCAUUUCUUUGUGUAUUAAAGAGCAGACAGCAGCUGACCGAUAACUGCAAGGCAAAAGACCUGCAGUUUGGGAAGAAAGAGUGCAGCACGUUCAAUUGAAGCGUUAGCCUUUGCCUAACUUGCCGAUUUGACAAUGGUUAACUCAGUAAAGAUGAACAUAAUCUCUAGAGUGUGUUCACAUGUCCGGUGACGGUUGGGAUCUUGGAGUUGCUAUUUUGAGUGAACAAGCCAGAGAGGGGCUUAGGGGGACAGAAGCCCUCUCGAUUCGCUUCAGAGGAUUUCUUUCACUCUAUUGUGGGAAUGGGAAAGGCUCCACCCAUGUCCCCAAUUAUCUGUCCAUCCACACACUUCAGAAUGUUAUCUUUUUAAAUGUCAGGCAUUUGGCCACUGGUUUACAGAGUAAGAUUUUUCUAGAAAUGACUGUCAAGAGGAGCUUGGUGAGUAACCAGGGAUAAAAGAUGAUGUUAUCUCAGAAGGUUGCCAUUUAGUGACAUGCCCUCAUUACAUUAUUUAGGUCAUGUAUCCCCGCUCUAGCAUCCUCCCAAAUAUAGAAGAUAUUGAGUAUGUGUCCUCAGAAAGCUGCUUGUGGUAAUUGAUAGUGACUUGGUAAAAUGUAGACAGUGACUACUGAGAGCUCAAUGGGAAAACUAGGCUGGCAACAUAAUGCUUGGGGUGAGUCCUGGGGCUGAAGGCACAAGAUCUCUGGGAGAUGAUUGGCCCAUUAGAAGAGUGACUGAAGAUACCAAUACAAAUAGGGGUAAAAUGGGGAUGGAAUUAAAAAUUCCCACAGGACUGUUUUUCAUUCUCCUUUCGCUUUAAAUCUUUCUGAUAAUAAUACACAGUUGGGGGUAGGGAGAGGGCAGGGUGUGGAUUUAAUCCUCCCAAAGUUGCUCAAACCACAAUGAAUGUUCCCAGUCAAAGCACCCUUAGCUGUUUCUAAGAAAAAGCCUCCUUAUAACAGCCUCAGGAACUGAUUUCAAAUCCCGGGCCUUUGUCUUUCAUCUCUUUGCUCUUGGGGCUCGGGGUAGUGCCACAUCUGGUGGUGGUUUGUGUGAAAGGAAAUAAUAUAUAUAAUAGUUUCCUGUUUGGUCAUUUAAACCUGUCCCUGUGCUGGACAGAAUUUGACCCACUUCACUCAAUAGCAACGUGUCCUGUUGCUAAAGUACCCAUUAUUUACAAUGGCCAGCCAGCCAAAGUGACAGUGCUUUACCACCAGCCCCAAAGCUGCCCAGGCCCCUUAUUCCGACUCUUACUGUUUUCAUUGACACAUAGAGUGUUGUUAAUAGCUUAAACCAGAGACUGGGACUUAUUUCUUUGGAGCAUAUAAUUAUAUUUGACAAGAAACUCACAAAGUCUAGUAAGUAUGGUUAUCAUCGUCUUCUCUUAAUCCUUUUUGGAGCCAGAUUCCAUUUUAUUCCUGAAUUUUAAAAACCGUGAGCUUUAUAAUUUAUUGUGUAACGACCGGCAACCAAAAACUAAGACACGCUAAUAAUACAAUGAAACAUAUUUGGUAUUUUGAAUUCCUUUUUCUAAUUUGACUUUGGUUUUCUUGCCCUGACCAUAAUUGACAGUCCUGCCCUGGAGGUUUUUCUCUUUUGUUUACUUGCAGAGGUGGCCAAUUUUCUUCUCUCUGGGCAUACCAAUUUGUGGUACUGAAUGUCUGAGAGACCAUGGAAUUUGUGACAUUAUUUCUGUAUAUUAGAAUCUGUUCACACAGCAAACUCUUCAACUACGGAAUGAGCACUGACCAUCCCUAAAUCUGUGCAUAUAUUUGAGAAGAAAAAAAUCCAUUCUGCGGCCAUCACUUGCUUUUUACUCUAGUCUCUUAAACUAAUUUCAAUUUCUUCUUCCUUAGAGACAUUAGAAAUGUAUGGAUACAUCAUUUUAGUUUGGACCUCCUGAAAUGCUUAUGAUAAAACAGAGAGGAAUGUUUGUAGUAACACAAUAUGAUUAUGGAGGACAGGAGUGAACAAACUGUGACCCAUGAGCCAAAUGUAGCCAGCAGACUGUUUGUGUACAAGGUUUUUACAUUUUUAAAGGGUGAUGGGUUGGAGGAAAAAUCAAAGAAUAUGGAACAGAGACUAGAUGUGUCCCACAAAGUUGAAAAUAUUUACUAUCUGGCCCUUUACAGAAAAGUUUUCUGAUCUGUAGCUUGGGCUAGCAUCGUUUGCUAAAGUGUAAAGCCUUACAUCUCGAUCAGCUGGUAUCUCUUUGAACUUUAGAUACAGACUGUUAUUGAGUACUACCUGCUAUACCAGGGCAAAUUAUACUAUACUUAUUCCAAUUUACUAUUUAAUCGAUUAGAUGUUAGUACUAUCUAUAUAUUCUAAUGGUUUUCAAUUCUGGCUGAAUUUUAAAAUCAUCUGAAGAGCUUUAAAAAUACUGUUGCCUAGGUGCCUACACCAGAGAUCCUGAUUUUAGGAUCUGAAGGGGAAGCUGGGCAUAGGUGUUUCCUACAUUCUCUUCAGCUGAUUCUAAUGUUCAGGCAGGUCUGAGAACCACAGGCCUACACCAUUUAGGGGUCUAUUCGUGGAUUAACAACUAGACCAUAUUCUUAGGCAGUUUUUAUUUACAUUGUUCAUUAGAAAUAUAAUAAAGAUGCAUUAUACAAAUUGCUCUUUAAUUUCAAGACAGAAGUGUUGCUCAGGGAAAUUCUGAGACAAUUUUGAAAUGUGAGGAGCAUAUGAAACAGAUAAUGCAGAGCCCAGAGAAAUAGAAUUUAAGAGAUAGGAACUGAAAGGAACAUGCUGGAAAAAAAGAAAAGGAAAGGAAAGAAAAAAGAAAACCACUCAGAAUUACAAUACACAAAUCACUGAGUAGAUUUCUUGCUGUCUGGGUAAGUGUAUCUAUUUUCAAAAGUGCUAUUAACAUAAACAGAACAGUAAAUCUGGGGCACCAUACUUUUUUUUUUUUUUAAGUUGUUUAGAAGAAUUAUAUCAGUCUGCAGGUGUCACACGCAGUUACUCAGAAUCAGAAAGAAGGCUGAUCGGGGGUUAGAAGAUCUCCAUCUAUCUAUCUUUUUGCAACCAACCACGUCCAGGCUGUUUAUUUAAUACUUCCUCUUGCUAAUGAAGAUACUGGUUGGGGAUGGGUCGGGCUUUCCCAUCUCAGCAUAAGACUGCAAGAUUUGAACGUGCCCCGGUGCUGGCUUCACUGACCACAGCAGGUACCCCGGGCAAGAAUCUGAGCAAGUGCGGAGGCAAGACACAUCAAAGCAGAGAUGGGAAGUGAAAGAGCUCUCGUUCUGGACAGAUUAGCAAGCAAUGUGGCAAAACGAAAAAGCUCAAUGCCUCAGAAAUUCAUUGGUGAGAAGCGCCACUGUUUUGACGUCAACUAUAAUCCCGGCUAUAUGUACGAGAAAGAGAGUGAGAUGAUACAGACCCGGAUGAUGGACCAAGCCAUCAAUAAUGCCAUCAGCUAUCUCGGUGCAGAAGCCUUGCGCCCCUUAGUCCAGACACCACCUGCUCCCACCUCUGAGAUGGUUCCAGUUAUCAGCAGCAUGUAUCCCAUAGCCCUCACCCGUGCGGAGAUGCCAAAUGGUGCCCCCCAGGACCUGGAAAAGAAGAAUAUCCACCUGCCAGAGAAGAGCCUGCCUUCUGAAAGAGGCCUCUCCCCCAACAAUAGUGGCCAUGACUCCACAGACACUGAUAGCAACCAUGAAGAACGCCAGAAUCACAUCUACCAGCAAAAUCACAUGGUCCCUCCCCGGGUCCGCAAUGGGAUGCCACUUCUGAAGGAAAUCCCCCGCUCUUAUGAACUCCUCAAGCCCCCACCCAUCUGUCCAAGAGACUCCAUCAAAGUGAUCAACAAAGAAGGGGAGGUGAUGGAUGUGUAUCGAUGUGACCACUGUCGAGUCCUCUUCCUGGAUUAUGUGAUGUUCACUAUUCACAUGGGUUGCCAUGGCUUUCGUGACCCUUUUGAGUGUAACAUGUGUGGAUAUCGAAGCCAUGAUCGGUAUGAGUUCUCAUCUCACAUAGCCAGAGGAGAGCACAGAGCCAUGCUGAAGUGAACAUCUGGUCUCCAAGAUGAUUUACGCCUGAGCAUUCAACAUAAUUUGUAAAAACCGACACCCCACCUAACGAAUUAUUCUCCAAACUCAUUUCCAAACUCCCUUCCAUACCAUUUUUAGUGUCCAAAGAGUCAUGUUCACAUGGGCAACAGGGAAAUGCUGUCUUCAUUCAGAAAUUGUUUGCAGAUAAUAUCGUGUUAUCAUUUUUGUUAAACCUUUGUUUUCUCAUUAGGGACUUGAAUUUUUAUGAUAUUUAAAAGCCAGUGAAGUAUUUGGUCAUUAUCUUUUGCAGCAAUGGAAGAAGCAGUCCUUGGGGUUUGUUGCCAUUCAAAAGAAUCCCCCAGUUGUGCUGCAAGAGACAUUCUUUCUGAGAUACACAGAUACAUCAGCCAUAUGUGGAAAAGCAUUUUGGUCAUCUGCCUAGGUCCACAAAGAAGAAGAGCUCACCAGCUAACCUGGCUCGGAAGCCAUGCCCUUCUGUACUUAACACAGGCUGAAAGUCUAGGAUAUAGUCUCCUCAUCCCAAAUUAUACUCUAAUGGUAAGGAAAAGAACAGCCAUAAAACAAGUAUCUGUUACCAGUAACUGAAGACUGAAGUCUCUAGGCAGCAGACCCAUUUCUUAGCACACAAGGGGGAAAAAAUCAAGUCAUCCAAUGAUACUUCUGCCUCUACCCUUUAACCUUCCCAUCAUCAAUUAAAAGUUGCUUUAGUUUAAACCAGUCAUGAAUAGGAGAAAUUCUAUAUCAGAAGAACGGAUGGCUUUAAACAUAGACCAUCAUUGAAACUCCAGGAAGUUGUCGGCUUUGGACGAUGGCAUCCAUUUCCUAUGAUCAAGACUGGCAGAACUGGGCUCUGAGGGGGAAAUGGUUCAGAAGCACCAUGGGGCAGUGAGGGGGGUGGGUAGUUACCUAAAAGUUCUUGGUCUCCUUCAUGGAGCAUUAGUGUACAGACACUUACCAAUGAUUUCUUUUUUUGACAAAAAACCACCGAAGAAUCCAAAAUGAGUGACUUAGUCUCCCCCUCCCCACAGGAGAGGAAUCAGGGACAGAUGUCAUGUGUGUUGUUUGGGUCUUUGAUGAGCUUCCUGACGGGGUGAGGAGGGGGCAACUCUGCUGACAGGUUCUCCUUGAUCAAGCAGGGUGGGUUUCUCUCUCCAUUUUAAGUGGAGCUGCUGUAUGCCACAAAAACUCCUGAAAGAUCUUGAUUCUGCACAUGUAUCGGUCAGCUUUGUCAUCUGUUAUGGGAAAUACGCUAUCAAGGGAAAGUUCAGGGAUAAUUGUAAAAUUAGUAUUGCAAUAGGGGUCACGAAAUCUGUUUGUGAAUUCCAUAUUGGCUGCUAAUUAGCUGUAUGACUUUGGGCAAAUCACUUAACUCUUAAAACUAAGUUUCUUCAACCAUAAAGUAACAGUUGGGUUUAUACAUUCUCUAAGGUCCCUUCCAGCUUUAAAUGUAUGCGAUUAUGCUGUAACCACAGUUACUUUUUAGACCUCUUAAUGCAUGGGUAUUAAGCAAAAGAGUAUGUAUAUGAAUAUCUGUUUCACAUUGCUUUGGUGUGAAAAUGGUAGUGUUGUUAAAUUUUUCCUUUAACCACUGAGUUGUGAAUGUGAAGAGGAUGGUGGGGAGGAACAAAAAACAGGAAGGUAUUUUGAUCUUGCCCCAAAGUAUAUACACAAAGUGGCACCUGCAGCUGCUUGCCAAAGCCUUUUUUUUUUCUCUCUCUCUCCUUUUUAAGAACUGGUGUUAGCGAAAAUAAAUUCUGCUUCCAGGGACAACUUCAUGGAGCCUAGUUACACAUUAAGAGUCAGCUUUGUGCACCUUUCUACCAGAGCCAAGAAUCCCCAAUUCCUGGUAGAUUAGUGUUUUAUGUAUCUGCCUUGAUAUUUCGAAAGGGCUUAGGCAUUAGACUUCAACUCAACUAAUUUAUGUGCUGCCAGUAAUUAAAAUGUUCCACCUCAGACUGCACAAAUGGCUUAUCCUUCUUUGUAGCAUGGCGUCUGUCUCAGGGAAAAAAAAAAGACUUUGUGAAAUUCCAUGGUAACAGUCCCAACAUGUCUGAGAUUUCAGCUAAAAGACUAGACGUAUUUCAGUGCGUAGUCUUCACUAUGUUUCCGUAAUCCUAGACCCCAAGCUACGCCAGGUUGCUUACACCCGUUGUGGCCGAGGAGCUGCUUAUUAUACUCUUGAAAUGCCGCACAUCCUGUUGGCUCUUCAGGGAACAAAAGAAAGACUAUUUGGAAGCAAGAAUUAGUAGGAGAGAAAGCUUGGGAAAGCGGGCAUUUCCACCAGAUUAGUGGGAAAGUCCUUCUGCAGAAGCCAACUUUUGCACCUUAAGAGUGAAAGAGGCCCAUCCCACUAACCUAGGGACUUUUGUGUAGAUAUGACCCUCAUUUUCCCUGUGACUAAUAGAUUUUCUAAAUGAUUUCUAUUCUUCUGAGGUCAGUCUUCUGAGUGGGGUGGCCACUCAGAAAUGCUACUUUCACUGUAGCAUUCUGGGCCUAGAUUGGGACACACCGAGUCCGAGAAAAUUUGCAUGUACAAACUGCAUAUUCUUAAAUCUUAAAGUCGAACCAGUUAAUAUGUAGUAGUGGUUGUCACCACACAGGUGAAUAUUUCCUUCUGUAGGCACUCCUUAUACCAAUUAAUGUCCCUGCCCACCGCUUGCUGGUAAAGAGGGUAAAGGAGAAUCUUAGCAAUAUUGCUUAGUGAGAAGGGCAGAAUCAGGAUUCACGUUCAACCAUGUUGGACAGUGAGAUCUCCUUUCCCAGCCAGAGUCCCUCUGAACAUGAACGUUGUGGGUCUUCGCUCAUCUUCAUUUCCCACCACACACCCAGGAGGCCACAAUCUGAGGAACAGCCAACCCCAUGGAAAGUUCCCUUGCAGCCAAGGUGACAGAAUUGGGGUGAGGCGGAAAAGGAAGAGAACUGGCUCUCCAGAUGUUCCUUACCACCACUUGAAUCAUUGCACAGGUAUUUCCUAACGACAUAGAACUAAACAGAAGUUAUCUCCCCCAUUACCCUCCACCACCAUCACCAAGGACAAAAAGACAUUAAUAAAUCUAUCAGUCUUGGGGCACCUGAGUGGCUCAGUCAAUUGAGCAUCCAACCCUCGGUUUUGGCUCAGGUCAUGGUCUUGCAGUUUGUGAGUUCAAGCCCUGCAUCAGGCUCCACGCUGACAGCCUGCUUGGGAUCUCUCUCUCCCUCUCUCUCUGCCCCUCCCAUGCUCAUUCUCUCUAUCUCUCUUGAAAUAAAUAAAUAAACUUAAAAUUUUUUUAAAUAAAUAAAUCUACCAGUCUUUAGAUUCUUUAAGUCAUUCUCCCCAAAAGAUAUUUGCCUUGACACAGAUAAGCUAACUAAUCUUAUGCCUUGUUACCUAUUUUGAGCUGUUCCUGACUCAGCUUCUGAUUUUGUCAGUGGCAAAAUUUCUCACCUUUCAAAUGCAGUGCUUAACAUUUGCUAGGCCCAUACUCAUAGUGGUGGCCCAGAUAUAAUAUGACCUCAGAUUUCUUUUGCAAAGAAAAAGGUCUGAAAACACAGAAUUUUGCUUAGUUGAAACACUGUGUUAUGAACAAAUCUCACACUGACAUGAAGUUUUUCCAAGUAGUCUCUGUAUCACUAUUCUUAUUCUCCUCCUCUGCUUUUUCCCCUCUGAUAAAUGUGAGGUUUAAUGUGUUUUAAGGGAAAAAGCAAUACUGCUGAUAAAUAUCCCAGCACAGACACAGUAAGACCGCAAUGGAAAUGUUAAAUGCUUAGAGUCCUAACUUUAAAAUGUACCCCACAGAGAACAGGUCUGUUGGUCUCCAGUGGAGAUUUGGAAACUCCAGGCCACUCAACAUUUGAAUCCUCAGAGAUAGCCAACCUCUUUCACAAGGGCUUGGAAUUGAGAUUUAUGAGCUCAAGAAGAGAAAGAAAGGGGAGUGAUAAAAAUUUUGCCCUAGGAAGUAGCAUCCAGUUGUGCAGAAGAGAUACUUCUCCUUUAAAGAAUUGGGAGCUAAUUUUUUAGGUUCAGACAGUACAGUUCAGAGAACUCUCUAUAAGCAGAGUUCAGAAAAGCAGAAUGGAUUUGAAACUUCCGUGCCUGUGAAGAAGACAAUUUUGGCCUGAAACCAAAGGCUAGAACUGGGCCACUCUAGGAAAAGGAUGCUGUUCUCUAAAGAUAAAGGACUGACUGGUUCUGCAAAUAAUCAGUGAACCCAGGGCUGGGCACUGCCUCUAAAGACCGUGGACUCAGAAGAGCCUGGAAAAGAAGUGUAGGCUUUAGACUUGUGUGAGCUCAGAAUACAAGACUGUAGCUCCAUUCACCCCAACUGUAGAUAGUGUGUACCCCGCCAUGCCAUCAACAUGAUAAACAGGUCUUUGCACUUUGAAAAAGUUGAAUGCAAGUUUCCUCCGAAUAUUACAAGAGUGGACUGCUGAAUAUUCAUAUCGAUUGAGCUGUUCUUUGAAAACGGAAUGUUAAUGUUUUGAUUAAAAAAUGUAAGGACAGAAUAUCUACCUCCCAAGGAUGUUAUGAAGUUUUAUGUAAUUUUGUCUAUGGGGUGAUGUUACUGUUUUUUUGGGGGGGCGGGGGAUUAUGUUGGAUGGUUACAAAUUUUCCACUACGUGUACUGUAUGUGGAUUUAAAGACAUGGAGAUAUUCCAAGGCCAUACUAGGACCACAGUUCAGUCAUUCAGUAGCCAGUGGAGGCAUGUGAUCUCUAGCACAGUCUCCUUCAUGUUAUUUUAAUUCAUAAGAGUAAAGAAUAUGCUGAAUAUUAAAACCAAUAUGAGUUAACCACAUGCUACAGACACUUCACGGCACUGCAGCCAGGAAAGUAGAAUGGCUUUGCUCCCUCCCUGUCUCAUGAGCUCUUGACUAUUAACUCCCCAAGUAACUUAGAGUUUCCUCAAAUGCUCCUCACUAUCCAUCUCCCUAUUGACCCUACUCUAGAAAGCCUGGAGAGCAGUCCCAUAAUGUAACCCCCCUUCUCCCAAGCCUGUGCCACACCUCUGUGGGGCCUAGCUUCAGAUUCUGAAGCUGCUUUUCUUCUUCCUCUCAUAAAAAGACUGAGAACAAACAUUUUAACAUAGUAAGAAAAUGGAGCAGCCUUGAAAAUGAUCCCAUUGUCAGUGACUCAUUUAUACAAGGACUUUUCCAGGUUAGCAGACAAAAACCCUUGUUGGUGGGCCUGCUUCUGUGGGUUCACAGAAACCAAAUUACUGUGGGUUGCAAAGAAUUAGCAGGUCAUUUGAAAAGCAGACAUCCCUUCACCCAGACUGUGGUUUUGCAUGCUCAGGUUCUCAGUCUAUGAGCUUUGGUGAGGGAUCAUUUUGGCUACUGGAAAAACCAUAGGUUAUUUUUAAUUUCUGGUUGCCAAAGCCACCACACGUGUGGUCUGUGGAUGACCCUUGUCUGCAGAAUGACAGGGGAAGAAGGGAACCUGGUUUGGGGGUUCAAAGUGGCCUUCCCCCCAGGAGGAAGGGAGGGAGCCCUUGCUGAGUGGUUUCGACACGGCCUGUGCUCAUAGCAUUCUCUCUGGGUUUCUCAGAAAUGCCCUCCCUGCCCAGCAGUGACCUUCUCUCUUAACUCCUCUCAAGUUUUACCCAGAGUCCAACUAUUUUAGAGCAUCGUAAGGUGCCCUAUUCCUCUGUAACGACUGUUUAUAAAGAAAGUCAGCUUCUGAAAUGUAGCAAUGCUAACCUUGCCAGAACCAUAAUGAGCGCAUCACAUAAAAAAAAAAAACAACACAAAAAAACACAAAAAAACGAACAAACAAACAAACAAAAAAAACCUGCUGAUAGUUUUCAAGAUUUCUAUAUCAUGUUUGAUUUUUACACUGAAAAAUAAAAAAAUAUAUACUGGUGUGUUUAAAAUUA
This is a messenger RNA of Acinonyx jubatus (cheetah), 11362 nucleotides long. It is a transcript of the gene IKZF3, whose product is annotated as IKAROS family zinc finger 3. Gene Ontology annotation, molecular function: DNA-binding transcription factor activity; RNA polymerase II cis-regulatory region sequence-specific DNA binding. Bases 4721 to 5509 code for a protein of 262 amino acids. The transcript is spliced from 3 exons. Gene Ontology annotation, cellular component: nucleus. Gene Ontology annotation, biological process: regulation of transcription by RNA polymerase II. NCBI's taxonomy places the organism in Eukaryota, Metazoa, Chordata, Mammalia, Carnivora, Felidae. The record is from RefSeq and is a predicted model, not a curated record.